UGUGUCCCAAGGAACAUGGUUUACGCUACCGGUCUUCUCUUUGCUACGCUCACCUUCCUCUGUGGAGUGGGUACAGAACUGCCGAAGUUUAUUACCAAGUCUGACACACAUAAGACAGUAGAGGGAGAGACCAUCACACUCCCGUGUGCUGUAGAUCACUUGGGUGAGUUCACCAAAAGGUCGUAUGUGCUGCUGUGGCGACGUGGUAACACUGUGCUGACAGCUGACAAACUUAUGGUCAUCAGAGACCCCAGGUUCAGCUUACACAAUGGCUUCAGUCUCAGAAUAGCCAACAUAACAGCUAAAGACGCUGGAGAAUACCUGUGCCAGAUCGCAGAUACGCCAGCUAAGGAUCAGGUUCACAGCGUACAAGUUCUUGUGCCGCCCAGUAUUCACAGCUCGCUGCCUAAUGGUCAAUUGACUACUCGCAAAGGUGGAACUGUGACUCUCUCCUGCACUGCUUCCGGGAACCCAAUGCCUUCCAUCGUGUGGCAUAGGCAGGGAAGCCCCCUGUUACACAACGAGGGGUUCUCUAUAACAAUAGAACGGGUAGACCGCCACCACUCAGGGCUGUAUCAAUGUACUGCCAGUAAUGGGGUCGGACCCCCCGUCACGGUGGACUUACAACUGGAUGUUUUGCAUUCCCCAGAAAUUGAAGCGGAGAGAUGUCGUGUUCAGACAGCUGAAGGGAGGAACGAGCUGUUGGUUUGCACAGUUUACGGCAAUCCCACACCAAAUAUGGUGUGGGUGAGAGACGGAAGUAUUCUGACUUCAUCUAACCGCUACUCGCUGGACAAGAACGGAAACCGGCACACGCUCAGCAUCAUCAACAUUCAGUCCUCGGAUUUCGGCAAUUUCACAUGCGCCGCAGAGAACUCGCUCGGCAAGACCAGAGAAAACAUUCUGAUCACGGGUAAGCCAGGCCGAGCGAAGGUGGUUAGCUCACCAUACAGCUACUCUGUCACCAGUUACAACCUGACAGCUGUGGUGGAGUCUGUGUCUCCCUUGCUAGAGGUCCGCUUCAUUUACAGAAGGAUAUUGAUCAACGACUCCCACCAGCAGCUGGGUACUUGGAAGGAAGUAAGCUUCAAACCUGCCUGGAGGAUAUCAUCUUCUCAGCACUUCCUGUCGUACAACAUCCGGGGACUGCAGUCCGCCGCCGUGUUCCAGGUCCACGUACAAGCCAGUAACCGCUACGGCUGGGGAGAGCUGUCAGACGUCUACCAGUUCUACACCCGAGGACCUGACGAUGACUUCUUCGAGAGAAAUUUGGAGCUGCUCUCAUCAAGGUCACCAAAAUCAUAUAUCAAUGCAGUGGGAUUGUUGGCUACGUUGAUUCUAGGCAUCAUUCUAUAGCGGAAUGUCUGAAGCAGAAAUUUCAACUACACAUCAUCUCCUCUUUCGUGUUGAUCAAUGUUAAAUUAAUGUUUAAUCAUUUAUGCUUCGUUUGUUAUAAUAUUGUUGAAUGAAAUGGAUACAUAAUUUCAAGCGUGUUUUAGUAAUCUAAGUUAUUUUAAAUUGUUUGAAUAAUAAGUAUAUUGGUGUUGAUAUUUUGUUAGCCCAUUUACAAGUAGGUUACGUAACAAUAUUUUGUACAAUUGAAUUUAGUUUCUUUAGUAUUAUGCCUAUGAUUUAGAAUGUAGUUAUAAACUUCUGUUAUUUUUUCCUUUUGUAAAUAAAUGUUGACCCUGUAAAUAUGAGUAGAUUACAAUUAAUUGUAGACUACAUGUUCUAUUACUAAUACGUAUUUUUGUAUGGAAAGAUGUUUAUAGGUUUGUUACUUUUAUAUUAAGUUAUAAAUUAAUAUAUAAGAUUCAAAAGUGUUGUUUGUAAUAAAGUUUUAUAAACAAAUAUUUUCAUAAUGUGUUCGAAUGUGAUACCGCUUUGUGAUGAAUAAAAGAUCUCUCAAGUAAGUGUA
Homalodisca vitripennis (glassy-winged sharpshooter) is the source of this 1918-nucleotide messenger RNA. Its product is annotated as limbic system-associated membrane protein-like. Gene Ontology annotation, molecular function: protein binding; axon guidance receptor activity. The transcript has 11 exons. Lineage: Eukaryota; Metazoa; Arthropoda; Insecta; Hemiptera; Cicadellidae. The coding region runs from base 16 to 1356 and encodes 446 amino acids. Gene Ontology annotation, biological process: homophilic cell-cell adhesion; synapse organization. Gene Ontology annotation, cellular component: plasma membrane; neuronal cell body; axon. The record is from RefSeq and is a predicted model, not a curated record.